Messenger RNA from Ceutorhynchus assimilis (cabbage seed weevil), 2176 nucleotides. The record is from the annotation of a GenBank genome assembly. Lineage: Eukaryota; Metazoa; Arthropoda; Insecta; Coleoptera; Curculionidae.
GUCAGUUUAAUAACCGGAUCGUAGAAAACUUACGCAACGGAUAACUGUGAUAGUAUAGUUAACAAUGGGUCCUAAAGUUGAUCCAGAAACUCAAAGUUUGCGAAAAGAAUUGGAGGAUUUGUACAAGAAAAUACAGGAAUCUCAGCAACAAUGUGCCGACACGACCCUAGAAAGCGCGUGUGAAUCGGCAGAAAACGUACCGCCAAUCAAAUUGGUCACCAGAAAAAUGAUGAAAGGACAUUUGAACAAAGUCAAUUCGGUACACUACAGCGGAGACAGUAGACAUUGCGUCACUGGAUCGCUGGAUGGCAAACUCAUCAUUUGGGACACUUACACUGGAAACAAAGUGCAAAUUAUACCGUUGAGAUCUGCUUGGGUAAUGAGCGUCACCUUUGCAGUGUCUGGAAAUUUUGUCGCUUGUGGUGGUAUGGACAACAUGUGCACAAUCUACGACCUAAACAACAGAGACGCAUCAGGAGUAGCUAAAAUGUCCAGAGAAUUAGCCGGUUAUGAUGGUUUUCUGAGUUCAUGCAGAUUUUUGGAUGAUACAUCUAUAAUAACUGGUUCAGGAGACAUGAAAAUAUGUAAAUGGGAUUUGGAAACUGGUAGAAAAACUACGGACGUAUCAGCACACAACGGCGACGUUGUUUCCAUAAGUUUAUCAUUAGACGGCAACAGUUUUGUUACAGGAAGUGUCGAUAAAACCUGCAUGUUGUGGGACGUAAGGGACAUGAAACCCAAACAAGUGUUUUUUGGACAUACUGCUGAUGUUAAUUCUGUUUGUUUUCAUCCUAGUGGUUACGCCUUCGCCACCGGCUCAGAAGAUAAAUCGGCGCGUAUGUUUGAUAUCAGAGCGGAUCAGCAAAUAUCUCACUACAAACCGCCCUCAGAAAAAAGUGGAUUUACUUCUUGUGGUUUGUCUGUAAGUGGCAGGAUAAUCUUAUGCGGGUCUGACGAUAAUAAUGUUCACAUGUGGGAUACGUUGAAAGGAACUCAUAAUGGUUUGUUAUCUGGGCAUGAAAACCGAGUAACGUCACUAUCUGUAGCUCCAAAUGGUAUUGGCAUAGCGACUUGUAGCUGGGAUCAGAACGUUAGAGUAUGGGGAUAAAAUUAAAAUCGAUUCUUCUUUGAAACAUACCCAAAUAUUAAGCAAACUAUUUAUUGACCAAAUAAAUAUACUUAAACUAGCUUAAAAUAAUACUUAUGUGUCAAAUGAAAGCUUGAAAACCUAAAUUUUUUUGUAUCUUAUUUAUGUAAAAUUAUUAUAAAUCACGUAUGUUUAAAAUAAAAUUUAAAAUAUAGGCGUUUCAAUGUAUUUUGUAUAUUAUGAUGCAACUUGAUCAAUGAGGUAUAUCAGGAUGAUGCGAUAAACGUUCCUUUUGGUGAGUAUCUGGAACAUUUAUUUUGACACAAGCUUAAUCUAGAAGUUAUCUAUUAUCUAUGGACGCAAAAUACUUACUACAAGUGUUUGAUGAACUUACAUGUCUGCAUUCUUGCUUGCAAUUUUUGAACCUUCACAUCACUUGUUAAAUACAAGGGUGUUGUAAUUACUAAUAACUGAUACAGUACAUUUUGUAACGCAAUGUUAGAUACAGAUCACGUACAGAUUAAUAUAAUCUAUAGAUUAUGGAAAUAAAGUUAAAAUUCAGGGCAAAAAAUUACAUGUAAUGCCCUUAUAAUUACAUAUCCUCAGUGAAGAUUUUCUCUCAAACUAAAAAGCAUAGGUAUUGAACAAAUAUAAAUUUGUCAAACAAGCAGUAAAUUGCACUAAAAUAAUAACAUAAAAUACAUAUAAAAGAAAACAGUUUAAUUUACACCAAAAAUGUAGAAUAAUUUUUGCACAAAGUGUAAACACUUCCACCAAAUUAUUUCUCUUGACUAGACUAAAAAUCACAGUAAAAAAAAAGUACCAACCAUCAAGUACCUAUUUAAUUUGCAGCAAUAGGGAAUUCAAAACUAUUGCUCCCGAUUCUUUUGUACUCCAUUCGACCAAGUCGGAUGAUUCCCGAGUAACCGAAUAAGCACCAGGCUUCACGUAUAACUGAAACGCUGAGUAAGCCUUUUUGUUGCUCCCAUUGUCGUAGGGCGUCGAUGAGCAAUUUUCUAUUGACGGAUAAAACACGACUUGCACGUCGUCGCCUUUUUGACCAGUAAAAUUACACCAUUGCGAUUGACC